UUUUCCACCCACACACACAUUUGAAGUUUAAAGAGCCAAACAAAUUGCUACCAUGAACAGGCCAAAGCAGAGCACCAGCUCCAACAACAGUGGCACAUCCUCGGAAACCAGCGAAACGCAAAGUGCGGAUGACCAGCAAAGGGCUCCGCAGUUGAACAUUCGUGCGAGUAGUGCAUCAUUGAGUAGAGCCAAAAACAGUUGGAGACGCAUGAAGGAUCUGGCUGCCGAGAAGGAAAAGGAAAAUGAGGCCAAGCGACCGCCUUGGCGAGCAGUUAGCGUAUCCACGCUGCCCAAGCCCGAUAAAAGCGCCUUGCUUCGGGCCAAAUUACUGGAUGCCUCGAGACGGCUAAGAGCUGGCAAGGCAAAUGUGGCCUUGCAGACGGACUUUGUGCCCACAAAGCUCAUGAAAGAGGUCAGCUUUGGGGUACAAGAGGAUUUGAUUCUGCACAAGGACAUAGGUAUUCUCACGGAUGGACAGUAUUCGAAAAAGAAAGAUGGCUAUGAAAAGUAUGUACUUACCUAUUCGAUGUCACAAAUGACCGACAGUGUGGCUACAGUUUCUCGCCAAACUCAAACCCUGUUGCCCAAGGCUUUUAAUAAGGAUCUCGUAAAUUCGUAUCUACCCAAAUCUGACGAGGAUGAUGGCAGUGACAUUAUGUCCGAUGUGGAGAAGAGGCUGGGCGAUCAGAUUGCCAAGAUACGGAAACUAAACUUCGACGAAUCCAAUCAGUCGCGAAGAAGUGGUGCAAAUACGAUCUUAGCUCCUACCCUGGCAUCCUGGCAUUUCGAUGACGAUGCAGUGGAAAUGGAUGCCGAUCGACACUUUAUACCCUAUACAAUCGAGUCGUUCAGGCCAUGGCGCAGCUUCGUUCCCUUUCCCUUUCGAUUGAGGGGCAACUCCCUGAUUGGCAGCCAAAGGAUUGACUGGUACGCCCUGCUGCAGUCCAUCGAUGACCUGAUCAAGGAGUCGAAUAAUCUGGUGGACAAGCUGGAGCAGAUUAUGAUGGAGAAUCGAGCGCAUCGCAAGGGUGUGCUGGGAAAUCUGGGGAAAAUUCCCAAGUUCGAGCCUGACCAAUUUACACCUCCUUCGGAGCAAUGGUUACCGCUAAUUGAACAGCAGGAGAAGCAAUUGCAAAUUAUUAUGAGCAGCAGCAUGACUAAGGGUGACUCUACCGAGUAGUGUUUAAUAAAGAAUUUAUAAAACAAUUAAAAAAAAUAUUGAA
Messenger RNA from Drosophila elegans, 1223 nucleotides. RefSeq lists its product as uncharacterized. NCBI's taxonomy places the organism in Eukaryota, Metazoa, Arthropoda, Insecta, Diptera, Drosophilidae. The transcript is spliced from 4 exons. The record is from RefSeq and is a predicted model, not a curated record. Bases 53 to 1180 code for a protein of 375 amino acids.